Messenger RNA from Aphis gossypii (cotton aphid), 3706 nucleotides. RefSeq names its product chitooligosaccharidolytic beta-N-acetylglucosaminidase-like. The transcript has 9 exons. Gene Ontology annotation, molecular function: beta-N-acetylhexosaminidase activity. The coding region runs from base 528 to 2405 and encodes 625 amino acids. The record is from RefSeq and is a predicted model, not a curated record. Gene Ontology annotation, cellular component: membrane. NCBI's taxonomy places the organism in Eukaryota, Metazoa, Arthropoda, Insecta, Hemiptera, Aphididae. Gene Ontology annotation, biological process: ganglioside catabolic process; carbohydrate metabolic process; glycosaminoglycan metabolic process.
AAGCAUUUAUGGGUACUAUUGAUUAAAUUUCUAUUGUAAGGUAAUCAGAGCCAAGCCGUUAAGAUUUAUCACUCGGGGCAAAAUAAAAAAUAUUAGCUCCCUAAUAUUCUAAAUAAAUUUUUUUGGCACCCCCUUUUAACAGUUUAAACCAGCAGUCCUCACUAGGAUUUUAUAGGAAGGGCCAAAUGUAAUUUUUGAAAAUUAUUUGCGGACAGCAUACAUUAUUAUUAAUGGUAGUAAUUAAAAAUAUAAAAAUUAUAAAUAUUAUACAAUAUGUUUUUAGGAAAGGGUAUUGUGGUGCUGUUAAUAGUGCGGGCCGCACUAAAUCUGUUAAAGAGCCUCGUAGUGGGGACCGCGGCUGGUUUAAAUCAUGCCCCCUAGCCCCCCCCCCCGCGACACGGCUCUGAAGGUAAUGACUAAUUGUGAAACUAAUUUCACGAAGUACCUCAUAUCUAGGUACCUAGUAAACUCAAAGAUAUCGUAGGUAUUAUUUUUUGGUAGUUUGGAUAUAUUUGACCGCAACUUGAAUGUACAUGCACUUCAAUCAAUCCAUAUUGACUGAUAUAAUACAUACUAUAUUGAGACGUAAAACGAUGGCGGGAUGCGCACUGAUGGCCGGCGUGAUGCUGCUGUACCUGCUCGUACACCGGAACGCUGCCAGUGGCUACGACGGCCCCGCCGAACAGACUCCGUACUUCGUUAAAUCAUAUAAAUGUAUCAACAACACAUGUAUCUUCAGAAAAGUCCCAUCAACGGAAAAAGAAAACAACGGACUCGAUGGGUCUAUUGAUGUUUGUCGUUUAACCUGUGGUCGAUAUGGAUCACUUUGGCCAAAGCCAACAGUCGAUACAACUAUAGGAAAAUCUGUUAUCGAAUUCGGUAUCGAUAAUGUUAAAUUUGAUACAUCCAAGAUGGCUGACCAAUUGAGCAGAGAAUACAUGUCAGAAGCUUCUCAAGUUUUUAUAUCAUCUCUAAAAACACUAUGUAUCCCAAAUUGUGUUUCUAAUGCAAUAACUUCGAUAAUAUCUAUAACUACAAGUAAUCCAUUUGAUUAUAUUAAAUUGACAACAAACGAAAGUUAUAGUUUGAAAAUAAAUACUGAGGGAAACAGUUUAUUUAUUAAUAUCGAAGCAAAGACCGUUUAUGGAGCGAGAAAUGGAUUGGAAACUUUAAGACAACUUGUUGCUACAUAUGGCUCUAGUUUGUCUGAAAAAAAAUUGGUGAUGGCCAGCGAUGUUCAAAUAAGUGAUCGACCUAUGUACGCAUACCGUGGUUUUAUGCUGGAUACUGCCAGGCAUUAUUUCCCAAUGUCAACUAUUAAGCGACAUAUCGAUGCUAUGGCUCAUUCCAAACUGAAUGUAUUUCACUGGCACGCCACCGAUUCUCAUAGUUUUCCGUUGGACUUACCUAGCGCACCAUUAAUGUCGAAAUAUGGUGCUUAUAGCCCCGACGAAAAAUAUUCUUUCCAAGAAAUUAAGGAUCUUCUAAGAUAUGCAUUAGUAAGAGGUGUAAGAAUUAUUAUUGAGAUCGAUUCACCAGCACACGCCGGUAACGGUUGGCAAUGGGGUAAAGAAUUCGGUUUUGGUGACAUGGCUGUUUGUGUGGACAAAGGACCUUGGAGAAAAUACUGUGUACAGCCUCCAUGUGGACAGCUCAAUCCAAUUAAUACUAACACGUAUAAAUGGUUGGGAAAAAUUUAUAAGGACUUGAUCAAACUACUACCAAAAGGAGAAGCAUUCCACAUGGGUGGCGAUGAGGUUGCUCUAAAUUGCUGGAAUACAACUACUGAAAUCACUGAUUGGAUGAAAUACAACAACCUAAGCUUAGACGAAGAAGGUUAUUUAAACUUGUGGUCUCAAUUCCAUACUAAUUCGUUAACUGAAUACGACAAAGAAGUUGGAGAUGAUAACUCCGAUAUAAUCGUUUGGUCUAGUGGUUUGACUGAACCUGAAAUCAUAGAAAAGUAUCUUGACAAAAAAAGGUUUACUGUUGAAGCUUGGGAAGGAUCAAAUAUUCCAGUUGAACUCGUUAAAUUAGGCUAUAAAGUUAUAAUUGCCUUAAAGGACGUUUAUUAUCUAGAUCACGGUUUUUGGUAUCCAACUAAUUAUCAUACUUGGAAACAGAUUUACGACAAUAGAAUUCCAAAAGUUGAUAAUCCAAAUCUUUUAUUAGGUGCAGAAACAUGUAUGUGGUCUGAGUAUGUCGAUGAUAAUGCUGUCGAUUCUAAAGUAUGGCCGCGAGCUGCAGCUUUAGCUGAGCGACUGUGGUCUAAUCCAACAACAAAUGCUCAGUCUGCUGAAUACAGAUUUUUACAACAUCGUGAAAGAUUAGUUUCACUCGGUCUCAAAGCAGAUACAGUGACGCCAGAAUGGUGUUAUUUCCACGAAGGGAUGUGUACUCUAUGAGCAUUAAUGUAUUUCUAUUUUUCCUUUUUUUUUUAAUUUGAGUAUGUAGGUUUAAAGUAUAUCAUACAGUAUGAUUCUUUUUAUCUAUGUACAUUGUACAAUGUACAUAUAAUUAUACACAUAUGUAUGGACACAUGUAAACUCCACCACAUUUACCUUUUUUUACUGUUAACUCCACCAGAAAAAAAAACAGCUAAAGUUAGGCUCAUAUAAACUCCGCCACUGAAAAAAAUCAGGUAAAAUUGAGUUCAUGUAAACUCCGUUAGUGAAGAAAAUCAAGUAGUAGUAUAAAAUUAGUAUGAUAUAUUAUUUAAAAAGAAUUACAAUAUAAUAUAAUAAAAUAAUAAUAUAAUCAUAUAAUAUAAUCAUAUCGUUCACAUUAAAUAUUUAAAUCAUAGUAAAAAAAUCAUAAUAUUUAAUUGUUAUACCAAAUAAUCCAAAAAUAUAGUUAGGUAAUGACAUAUAAUAUGUAAACUAAAAUGAUGAGAUAUAAUUUGUAAAUAUUCUAAGUUUUAUAUUACUCCAUAAGCGUACCUAUUUAUUUAUAGCACCCUAUAACACUGUCAUUUUUUUUUUAAUUCCGAAUUUUCAAACUGGCGAAGUUUACAUUAGACCUUUUAAUACCUUUUUAUCUUGACCUGUAUUCUGGCGGAGUUUACAAUCGCCAAUAUAUAUAGUAUACACCUAUACAUAUAUUAUAUAUUAUAAUACGAGUAUCAUAAUAAUUAUUAUUAAGCAAUAUAUUUUAAUAAAAAGGUAAUCCAUUUUUGUCAACACGCUAAAAAUUACAUUAUAAGCACAAUGUAAUUAAAUACAUUUUGGUUAUAUAGAAAUAAAAAAUGUAUUUUAAAGAUUAUUACGAUAUUUAGCUUCGUAAUAAUUUUGCAUAGCUCGUCUCAAAACUGCAAUCGUGAAGUCAACGUCAGCUUUCGUUACACACAUGGGAGGCAUAAACCGCAGUACCUGUAAUAAUUUUGUCAUAACUAUAAAAUGUAUAAAGACUGAAGCAUUUUUAAUUUUAAUAAUAUAAGUACUUAUAAAUAAUUAAUAUAUAGAUGAAUGUUAUGUACAAGUUAAAAAUUGUCAUUAUUUUAUUUAUUAUUAAUAUUUGUAUAAUUGCUGCAUGAAUAAUUUAAAUUGUAAAUUAUAAAUUUUUCUUUUCUUAACUAUAUAAUAUAUUUUAAUUUAACUAUUUGAUAUAUUAAUAUAUAAUAUUUUAUUACAUUCUAGCAUUUAAAACAUUAAACCAUGAUAAUUUAUUAUGUAUAAAUAAAUAAAAUAUUGAUGAUCCCAACCUUGAA